AUGAAUUAGACAAGUGAAAAUCUAGAUGCACUUAAAACUUAUUAAGACAUACUAUUUGAAGAAAUGACUUCAAGAAAAAGCAAUGGAGAGCAGUAAAAUUAAAAAGUAAAGACUAGAGGUUCAUAGAGAUCUGAAACAACAAUUAGAUUUUCAAGUUCUUCUAAUCUCUCAAGAAUAUUUAAAGGAUUACCUUAAGAUCCAAGAAUUAAAGGCACAGGGUAGAUGACUUCAUUAAAUUAGAUUUAGUAUUCUUAAUCACAGUCAAUUUUAAAAGAUAUGAGGCCAACAUUAGAGAUCUAAAUGAAGAAUUACUUAAGCUCGAUCCAAAAUGAAUAUUAGAAAAAGGAUUAAGUUUUAGAAAAACUGAAGUAAGAACUUGAUUUCUGGAAAGGUUUAUCUCAAGCAACUCAAGGACAUACUUAAUUAGAUGGGAAUUAAAUAUCCUAGGUCAAACGACUUCCUGCUGCAUUUACUUCGAAAAUGUCUUUCAGAUCUUCUAUUCUUGAGAAAACGGUUGACAGUUCCAUACAUAAAGGCUAUGAUAAUUACUUGACAGCCUAUACGAUUGAAUAAUUACUGGAAAAGCAAGAUUUCCUAGCUGUUAAGUUAUAGCAGCUAGAGUAAAAAUGUCUUGAAGAGACCUCUGACUGGCUUACAUUAGACAAGUUAAAGAAAAGAUUAUAUACUUAGAAGCUGUUCGAUUAUCAAGAGUACUGUCACAAAAUGCCAGAACUUCAUAAGCUAAUGCAUAUGUAUGGUAAUAUAAAGCAAGCUGCUUUUCUUAAUUAGGCCUCACUUCUGACUGCAACUUCAGGAUUCACUAGAUGCAGGGAUAAUUUGGUUGAAAUUAUUAGAAACAACACAGAGAAAGUUAAUUUAAAAAAAUAAGAAUUAGUACACUAAGAAAAUGAAGUGAAGUCUAUGAAAUUUAUGAUAACUCAGAAAUCUAAUUCAUAUUAAGUUGUUAAAAGAAAGUUAGAACUUCUCAAAAAGGAAAAUAAAGAGAUAAACAUUGAUUACAUGAAAUCUCAGCUCUUUUAAAAAAGAAAAUUUGAAAUGUUACAACUAAUUGAUGCAAAUUUAUUGGCUGGACUUUAUAAUUACUAUAACAAUUAAAGAAAAUUUGAAAAAAAUGAAAGGAGUAGUACUCAUGAUGAGGACAUUAGGAAUAUGUUCUUGUUCGAACUGAGACUUGCAUAAGAUGAAUAUUAAAGAGAACAUGAAUAUUAUAUGACUAAGUAUUGCAUUAAUGACCUUACUCCUGAGAUAACAUAUGUUGUACAAUAAAAAUUUGAAAACAUCGAAGAAAAAUAAUGCUUUGACUCUGAGAGUGUCACAAAGCUAACUAACUAUAUCGAGGAAUCUACAAUAUACAAUUAAUCAUUACAAAUUAAAAGUAGUGAUUUAACAAUUGAGAUAUCUAAGCGCAAGGAUGAACUAAAUGAGUUAAGAAAGCAGUUAGAUGACUAUAAAAGAAAAAAUAGUCUCGAUUAGCAUUUAGUGACAGGGUAAUCAGGUGCCUCUUUUAUUUUCGAAGAAGAUCUCAGAAAUAGUAUUAACACAUCUUUCCAUUAGCAGUUUAACAAACAAAGCAUUUAAUAAAUUGAAAAGUAAAUAGAAGAGAAAAAAGAAGAAAUUGUCAAUUAAAAGAUUUUUGUAAAAAGCUUUUAGAACAUAGUGAAAGAUAUUGUACUCAAGAUCUGCGCGAAAAUUCUUAAAAUAAGAGAGCAUGCUCCACAAAGACUGAGGGAAGUUCAUUUUCCAACUGAAUUGAUGAAUUUAAUCUGCUAAUAUCAAAAGCCACAGGCAAGAUCUACUAAAAAACUAACAAAUGAUUUUUAAAACAUUUUGCUUUACACACCUAUAGUUCCAGACAUUUAAGGCUCUAUUAAAUUAGACAAUGGUCAAGAUACUCUUGGACUUCAAACUGAAUAAGAUGAAGAACAAGUAGUAGAUGUAUUUGCAGUUUAAAGUGAAGACGAAGAUAGCAAUAAGUCUGAUUCAUUUACAAAAAAAGCUGAGGCUGAUGUUAAGAAGCUAUUGAAAAGUACAGUUGAACUGAAGUAAAAGAAGAAGUAGCAACAGAUAGAGAAUUAACAAGCACUUAAGAAAAAAGAUGAAGAAACUAGUAAUGAUACUAAUUAAACGAAAUCAAAGUUGAGUGCCUAAAGAGACCUUGUGUCCGAUUUAUGGUCUAGAAUUAAGGAAUAAGAUAAAGUGCUUUAGCAACCAUAUGACUCAGAUAAUACACUUAAAAAGAGUUUAUAGUCAGCAUUGAAGAAAAUGAUGGAAGGCUUGUAAAGAACUUUGCAUCUUAAAGUCCUACUCUUUCAGAUAGAUUAUAACAAAUAGAUACUUUAUGAAGAAUUGAAAUAAGAUGGAACUCUGCCAGAAAGCUAUGAUAUCUCAAUUAAAAGAUUCAACAAGCAUUAUGAUAUUUGCUAUAACAAACUUAAUUUAGAAAACAGACUUCCCAAAAGAAGUAAGAACUCUAAAGUUCAAAAUUACAACGAGUUGAAUGAAGAUUAAAACUACAAUGAGAACUCUUUUUUAAAGCACUAGUACGACAAGGAGAAAGCAGACUUUGAAAAAAGAUAUAGAGAAAUGAUUUUCGGGAAGAAAAAGAAGAAAAGUAAGCUCAGCUUCAAAGAACGAAAGAGAAUAAAGUUCUUCAACUCACUCCAUGAAAGAGGACACAAUGUGGAUAAAGUUAGUGAGCAUCAAACUAAUGUCAAGUAUACACAAGUCCAAAAGACUAUAAGCAAUUACCAGAAAUCUGAAAAUAAAUUCAUUAACUAAAUAUCUUAAAACUUCGAAAUGGCUUAAAGAUAAAUAGAACAAGCUACUGGGUAGGUGUAUAUUAGCAAGAAGUAUAAGCAAGGCGGUUCUCCAACCAGUAAUUAGAAAAAUGCAGGACCUCAGAAACUUGAAAGCUCAAAUGCAAAGCAGAACUAAAUCGAAGUAUUUAGCCAGUCAGUUAUUCCACAAAAUUAAACGUAAAAUUAAAUUGGCUCAAGGAGGAAUUCUAGGAUAGGAAUAGGCUUAGCUGUACCAGAGGAAUUGUUAAAAUAAAAUGACUUUAAUGACAAAGCUAUUAAUGAAAGAAAAGGUAGUGCUGAUCUUUUGAGUCCUCAAACUGUUACAAUUCCAAGUUCAAGCACUCAUAAACCAAGAAAUUUCUUUGGACCCAGUUUUAGUAGGGAUUAUCUAUAGACAGGUUUGCCAACACUAGUUGAAAAAUCUCAAGUUGAUAAUAAUACUUAGUUGAGACAAGGUAAGCAUGGAAUGAAGAUGUAAGAUUCAUUUAAAAGCUAAUAGUUAGAGAAGAUUUAACCCAAUUCUACUAGAAACAAAUCACUUUUUAAAAACCAUGAAAGCCAAGUAAAUCUUUAAAAUGGCAGGUCUUCAUCAUCAUCUUCAUGGUUUAAAGUCAAUGAAUCUAAAAGGUCUUUCUAGGCUGUUAAUAAUUUCAGGAAAAACACACCAACUAUUGAUACUUUACUUAAUGAAGACAUAAUAACUUAAAGUAGGCCUAAAAUAAUGAUAGGCAACUUUAAAUCACCAUAGAAUUAAGAUCUUAGAUCUGAGACUAUUGAGAAUGCCAAGUAGGAAUAUUUUAGUACCAGGAAUUCAAGGGUCAAGGCAAAUCAGAUUUUUAAAACAAUAGUAUCUCCAGAGGACAACAAAAAUAAAACAGAUAGAAUUUGUGGGGCAGAAGAAUAAUAAAUUGAAUCAAUAAAGCAUAAUGAGAAGUUGACUAAACCUUAACUGAUUAAAGUUAAAUCUGAUUAGAAAUUUGGUAGUCUUGAGAAGAUAUAUGAGAGUGAUUUGAAAUUUAAACAAAAGAGAUUAGCCCUUUGA
This is a messenger RNA of Stylonychia lemnae, 3861 nucleotides long. Lineage: Eukaryota; Ciliophora; Spirotrichea; Sporadotrichida; Oxytrichidae. The record is from the annotation of a GenBank genome assembly.